AUGACAUCUAAAUGGGUUCCACGUAAAAAACAGUUUAACUGUAUUGGACGAAUGUUUUCUGUCAGUCCUACACAAGUAGAGCUAUUUCACUUGCUAUUAUUAUUGUUGCACGUAAAAGGAGCUACAAGCUUUGAUUCAUUAAAAACAGUUAAUGGCAUAGUCCAACCUACAUUUACAGCAGCGUGCUUAGAACUGGGCUUAAUAGAGGAUGAUCAUGAAUGGGCUAAAGCAAUGGAAGAAGCAACAAUGUGGAUGAUGCCACGUCGACUUAGACAAUUAUUUACUAGAAUUUUAAUACACUGCCAACCGAUACACCCUGAAGAGUUGUGGGAUAAAUUCAAAGAUGUAUUAUCUGAGGAAUUUGCAAGGAUGAAUAAUAGUGUUUUGAGUCAUCAAAUGGCAUACGCUGAGAUAAAUAAUUUACUAAAUUAUGAAGGUAAAAGUUUGUCUGAUUUUCCUUCCAUGGAUCAAACAGUGACUACACAUGUAUUGACAGAAAACGAUAAUGAAUUAUCACAAACAGAAUUUGAAGAUAUCGCAACAUUACUUCCAAAAGGAAAAACAGUACAUAAAACAUUUAGUCUUCCUGUUCCAAUGUUUAGCGAUUCAUCAUCAAACAUAACAGCACAAUCUAAGGAAGGUCUUCUACUCAUGGAAACAAAAGUUUUUAUUUGGGACGAAGCACUUAUGACUCCAAGAUAUGCUCUAGAAAUAGUAAACAGAACUCUACAAAAUAUCAUGAACAAUGACGUACCUUUCGGUGGUAAAAUUAUGAUUUUGGGCGGUGAUUUUAGACAACUUCUUCCCAUCAAAAUUAAUGGAACACGAGCUGAAACGUUAAACCUUUCUAUUAAAUACAGUGCAUUAUGA
Messenger RNA from Phymastichus coffea, 870 nucleotides. RefSeq lists its product as uncharacterized. Lineage: Eukaryota; Metazoa; Arthropoda; Insecta; Hymenoptera; Eulophidae. The record is from RefSeq and is a predicted model, not a curated record. The coding region runs from base 1 to 870 and encodes 289 amino acids. The transcript has 2 exons. Gene Ontology annotation, biological process: telomere maintenance; DNA repair. Gene Ontology annotation, molecular function: DNA helicase activity.